AUGGAAUUUGACCAUGAUUCUGACCGUGACUCGGGGAUUGACGAGGGAACUGGGCAGCCCGACCUGCUCUCGUUAACGCCAAGCAUCGUCGAUUACCAGUUGGAAAACGGCAGAUCAUACCAUUCCCAAGAACUCACGCGCUACGAUCUUCAGCACCACAUCUGGCUGUUGACAUUAGAUGGAGAACUAGGCACAAGUCCCGGGCGACACACGGCAAAGAGGGUGCUUGAUUUAGGCACAGGGACUGGUAUUUGGGCUAUCGACUUUGCUGACGCACAUCCUAGCGCCGAAGUUAUCGGUGUGGACUUGAGUGCUAUCCAGCCCGAACUAUUACCUGCAAAUUGCAGUUUCGAGAUAGACGACCUUGAGCUCGACUGGGAAUGGAACCAACCCUUCGACUAUAUUUUCUGCCGCUCUGCGGGCGGCGCCUGGUCGAAUUUCCGGUCCAUCAUCAAGAAGGCCUUCGACAACCUGGAGCCGGGCGGGUAUUUCGAGAUCCAAGACCUGGAGCUCCCUUCGGCCUGCGACGACGGCACGGUGCCGCCGACGGCGGCCCUGUGCCGCUGGCAGCACGCGCUCGUGGCCGCUUCCAACGCCAUCGGCCGCCCCAUCAACUACGCGCCCUUCUGCCUGGACCAUCUCCGAGACGUCGGCUUCGUCAACGUCCACCGCCAGAUCUUCAAAUGGCCGUUCAACAACUGGCCGGAAGACCCGAAGCUGAGGGAGAUCGGCCGCUGGAACUGCGCGAACCUGGACAUGGGCCUCGAGGGCUUCUCCAUGGCGCUGAUGACGCGGGUCAACGGGUGGACCCGCGAAGCCGUCGAGGAGUUGUGCGAGGAAGUCAAGCGCGAGGUCAAGGACACGAGAUUACACGCCUAUUGGAGACAGUGA
This is a messenger RNA of Colletotrichum graminicola M1.001, 891 nucleotides long. Its product is annotated as methyltransferase domain-containing protein. NCBI's taxonomy places the organism in Eukaryota, Fungi, Ascomycota, Sordariomycetes, Glomerellales, Glomerellaceae. The transcript has 8 exons. Gene Ontology annotation, molecular function: methyltransferase activity. The record is from RefSeq and is a predicted model, not a curated record. The coding region runs from base 1 to 891 and encodes 296 amino acids.